CUUCCUGCCUUCCGCGCCCGCGCCGCCCACCGUCGCCGCGCCCCGCUGCCCCCCGCCCGCCGCCCACCGCCGCGCCCGCCGGCGCCUCAGAGGUGCCCCCGGCCCGGCCGGGUCACCGCCCCGCCCGCCGCCCCUCGAGCCGCUUUGUCUCGGGCGGGGCGCGCGGGAGCGGGCCGCCAGGUGCCCCCGCCGUGGGCCCGGGCCCCCCGCCCCGGGGCGGCGGCGGCGGCGGCGCCGGGCCCCGGGGCGGGGGGCGCGCCGGGAUGGGCCCCAAGCGGCGGCAGCUGACGUUUCGGGAGAAGUCGCGGAUCAUCCAGGAGGUGGAGGAAAACCCGGACCUGCGCAAGGGCGAGAUCGCGCGGCGCUUCAACAUCCCGCCGUCCACGCUCAGCACCAUCCUCAAGAACAAGCGCGCCAUCCUGGCGUCGGAGCGCAAGUACGGUGUGGCCUCCACCUGCCGCAAGACCAACAAGCUGUCGCCCUACGACAAGCUCGAAGGGCUGCUCAUGGCCUGGUUCCAGCAGAUCCGCGCCGCCGGCCUGCCCGUCAAGGGCAUCAUCCUCAAGGAGAAGGCGCUGCGUAUAGCCGAGGAGCUGGGCAUGGACGACUUCACCGCCUCCAACGGCUGGCUGGACCGCUUCCGCCGGCGCCACGGCGUGGUGUCCUGCAGCGGCGUGGCCCGCGCUCGGGCGCGCAACGCUGCCUCCUCCCGACCCCCGGCGGCGCCCGCCAGCCCUGCCUCGGUGCCCUCGGAGGGGAGCGGCGGCAGCGCGGGCCGGCGUGCUCGAGACGAGCAGCCUCCGUCGGUGGCCGAGGGCUACGCCUCACAGGACGUGUUCAGCGCCACCGAGACCAGUCUGUGGUACGACUUCCUGCCCGAUCAGGCCGCGGGGCUGUGUAGCGGUGACGGGCGGGCACGCAGGGGCACCCAGCGCCUGAGCGUCCUGCUGUGCGCGAACGCCGAUGGCAGCGAGAAGCUGCCCCCGCUUGUGGCGGGCAAGUCAGCCAAGCCCCGUGCAGGCCAGGGCGGCCUGCCCUGCGACUACACUGCCAACUCUAAGGGAGGUGUCACCACCCAGGCACUGGCCAAGUACCUGAAGGCGCUGGACUCCCGCAUGGCUUCCGAGUCUCGCCGUGUCCUGCUGCUGGCCGGCCACCUGGCUGCCCAGUCUCUGGACACCUCAGGCCUGCGGCAUGUGCAGCUGGCCUUCUUCCCGUCGGGCACCGUGCAGCCGCUGGAGCGGGGAGUGGUCCAGCAGGUGAAGGGCCACUACCGCCAGGCUAUGCUGCUCAAGGCCAUGGCCGCACUGGAGGGCCAGGAUCGCUCACGCCUGCAGCUGGGCCUCAUGGAGGCCCUCCACUUUGUGGCUGCUGCCUGGCAGGCAGUGGAGGCUUCGGACAUAGCUGCCUGCUUUCGGGAGGCUGGCUUCGGGGGUGGCCCUAAUGCCACCAUCACCACAGCCCUCAAGAGCGAGGGGGAGGAAGAGGAGGAGGAAGAGGAGGAAGAAGAGGAGGAGGAAGAGGAAGAGGAGGGGGAUGCAGAGGAGGAGGAGGAGGAAGAAGGGGAGGAGGGGGAGGAAGAAGGGGGUGAGGGGGAGGAGUUGGGAGAGGAGGAGGAGGGGGAGGAGGAGGGCGAUGUUGAUGACAGUGAUGAUGAUGAGGAGGAGGAGGAGAGCUCCUCUGAGGGCUUGGAAGCCGAGGACUGGGCCCAGGGAGUCGUGGAGGCUGGCGGCAGCUUUGGAGGCUACGGUGCCCAGGAGGAGGCCCAGUGCCCUACCCUCCAUUUCCUUGAAGGUGGGGAGGAUUCUGAGUCGGACAGUGAGGAAGAGGAAGAAGAUGAGGAUGAUGAUGAUGAUGAGGAAGAUGAGGACGAUGAUGAUGAGGAUGGUGAUGAGGUGCCCGUUCCCAGCUUCGGGGAGGCCAUGGCUUACUUUGCCAUGGUCAAGAGGUACCUGACCUCUUUCCCCAUUGAUGACCGUGUGCAGAGCCACAUCCUCCACUUGGAACAUGAUCUGGUCCACGUGACCAGGAAGAACCAUGCCAGGCAGGCGGGAGGACGGGGUCUGGGACAUCAGAGCUGAGCCACUGGGCCUAGCCAUGCCCUGAUCCAAACGUGGCAGCACCAGCCCAGAGGGCAAAGGACUCUCUGGGUGGCCGCUGUGGUGGAGCCAGAGUGGGGAGCCCCAGAUCCUUUAGGAAAGCUUCCCCUGGCCCUGUGACUAAUCCAGUCACCUUAAGAGGGCCCGGGGUUGGGGCUGGGGUCAACCUCACUGCCUGCUUAUUGCCUCUUUCUCAGAAUCCUCUUCCUUCCCCACUUGCCCCUGGGCCUGGGGGACCAGGUGGGGUGGGUGGGGAGCUGUCUGGUGCUACCACACCAUGCCAUCAGCGGACUAGAUCACAACUGCAGCCAGGGAUGGGCCCUGGACGCUCCCAGCCCGAGAGUGCCUGUCCCCUCUGCUGACCACACCAGGUCCUUGGUGGAGGGGUACCCCAAAGCCAUUGUGGGAAGGGCUCCUGGAGGAAGGCCAGGCCUAGGCUUCCCCAAGCCUGGCUGCCCCCAUUCCCCACCCCCGGGCUGCCUUGAGAAGCACAGUUGUAACUCACUGCAGGCUCCUGAGCCUGCCUCUGCCUGCUUUCCCACCUCCCCAAUCCCUUUCUCUGGCCCAGUCCAUGUCACUUUGGCGCUUGGUUUUCUUUCCAGACUGGAGAUUUCCCAAGAGGCCCUCUAGGGGAGUGAUGAUGGGUGCUUCCUGCAUGGGCAGCUGCAGGUCCCAGGCCUUGUCCCUCUCUGGUAGGACCCCAUCCUGGGCAGAGGGGACCUG
Molecule: messenger RNA, 2822 nt
Organism: Choloepus didactylus (southern two-toed sloth)
Lineage: Eukaryota; Metazoa; Chordata; Mammalia; Pilosa; Megalonychidae
Gene: CENPB
Product: centromere protein B
Exons: 1
Coding region: 264-2081 (605 amino acids)
Cellular component (GO): nucleus; chromosome, centromeric region
Molecular function (GO): chromatin binding; DNA binding
Source: RefSeq, a predicted model, not a curated record